AAGAAAACAAACCGAAUACGCAAAUAAAUAAAUAUUUCUCACACAGUAUCCUUUGCAUUUCUUAAUCAUCUAGUUCGCAAGCUUCUAACCAGCGAACGAGGCUUACAUACCUAGGAAUAUAUCAAUUACGUUUCCUCGUCAACAUGUGGAAUGUGAAAGGAGCCCCCCUCGACUCGCCCCCGUAGAUCGUAUAUAAAAUAUGUCAUCUUGUCAAAGAAUCGUCCUCAUCUUUGUCCCCCAGCUACUUCUUAUUUUAUAAAAAGCUGUUUUUUUCCGAUUUGCCGCUGGUGUGUUCCACCUAAUCUUUUCUAUACACAAGUCUCUCCUACGAACCUUACGUAGAAAUCAUGGCCGUUAAGCACUUUGCUAUUUUUGCCUUGGCCGGUGGCGCUUUGGCGCAGAUGUCUAGCAUUGAAAGUGCUAUUUCAUCGCUCGCUAGCGAGGCCACCUCGAUGUCACACUCAACCGAUACCUCAGUCAGUGGUACCGACCCGACUACAGCAGUUUCAGGCACCGGUUCAGAAACUUCGAUGACGAGCGAGAUGAUGACGACGACGUCGAUGCCAGACUCAACCUCGAGCGCCUCAACUAGCCAGGACACUUCGAACAUGAUCGGAUCUUCAAUGUCUAGCGACACCAUGACAGACAUGACAUCUGCAUCUAGCGGCACUAUGACAGAUAUGUCGUCUAUGGUCACUGAAACAGGAACGAUGACGGAUAUGCCCAUGAGUACUAGCGGUAUGGUAGCGACUGCUACUAGUGUUGUGCAGACAGCUCUGCCAGGAGCCGCAGCAAUGAGUGGUGUUUCUUUUGGUUUGGUGUUCAUCUCAGUGGCGCUUACUGCGUUGACACAGUUCUGAGGGGGCGUCUAUGGAGUAGUCAUGGUCAGUUAGGCUGUAUAAUUUCAGGGAUGUAAUCUGGGGAAAUUGAGUACACUCACAGCUGAACUUUUCAUUCUAUCGAUGGGUUUCGCGAAGUCUUUAGGUUUGGUUAGAUAUAAUACAAGAUUACGAAAACGAGAAUAAGGGUAUAAUGCAUCU
Messenger RNA from Hypoxylon fragiforme, 1040 nucleotides. RefSeq lists its product as uncharacterized. The transcript has 3 exons. The record is from RefSeq and is a predicted model, not a curated record. NCBI's taxonomy places the organism in Eukaryota, Fungi, Ascomycota, Sordariomycetes, Xylariales, Hypoxylaceae. Bases 348 to 860 code for a protein of 170 amino acids.